AUGACCCCCACCAUGAUGACAACCCGUCUCCUCCUCAGCCGCACCAUCCUCGCCGGCCCCGCCAAAACGGCAGCGCUCCGGGCCCGGCAGCGGACCUUGUCCACAACGCCCGCCCGGCCGACCAACAACAACAACACCAACAACGCCGGCAACGGGAACCCAUCAUACCCAGCCUUCAGCCUCAACCACAUCAGCGCGAACCCCAGGGUUCGCUACGCCCUCGCCGCGGCGCUGCUGGGGCUCGGGUUCGUGGAGGGCGCAGCGUGGAUGAAGUACUGGCCCAAGAUCAUGGGGAGGGAUGUGGAGGGCGAGGGCGAGGGAGAGGCGGGGAAGUGA
Messenger RNA from Phialemonium atrogriseum, 336 nucleotides. RefSeq lists its product as uncharacterized. The coding region runs from base 1 to 336 and encodes 111 amino acids. Lineage: Eukaryota; Fungi; Ascomycota; Sordariomycetes; Cephalothecales; Cephalothecaceae. The transcript has a single exon. The record is from RefSeq and is a predicted model, not a curated record.